Molecule: messenger RNA, 2076 nt
Organism: Bombina bombina (fire-bellied toad)
Lineage: Eukaryota; Metazoa; Chordata; Amphibia; Anura; Bombinatoridae
Product: tissue alpha-L-fucosidase
Exons: 8
Coding region: 41-1411 (456 amino acids)
Biological process (GO): glycoside catabolic process; fucose metabolic process
Cellular component (GO): lysosome
Molecular function (GO): alpha-L-fucosidase activity
Source: RefSeq, a predicted model, not a curated record
CACCUGAUAGCUUGAACUUCAUCAUUACCCGGUGCCAGUCAUGGCAGCUAGUUGUUGUCUUCCCGGUUCCCUUACAUGUUUUCUAAGUCUGCUUGUUCUUCUGUCCCCGGUCAUUUCGCAGUAUGCGCCCACCUGGGACUCGCUGGACGCUCGGCCGUUACCUGCCUGGUAUGACGAGGCUAAGUUCGGAGUGUUCCUGCACUGGGGCGUAUUCUCGGUACCCUCCUUCGGGAGCGAGUGGUUCUGGUGGAACUUGAACCUGAAGAACCCGGCCUAUGUAAAGUUCAUGGAAGACAGCUAUCCUCCCGGUUUCACCUACGCGGACUUCGCCCCGCAAUUCACUGCAGAGUUUUACAAUCCUGAUGCCUGGGCCGAGCUCUUUGAGGCUGCUGGUGCCAAAUAUGUUGUUUUGACAACUAAACACCAUGAAGGUUUCACUAACUGGGGUUCUCCUGUUUCCUGGAACUGGAAUUCUGUAGAUACAGGGCCACAUAGAGACUUGGUGGGAGAUUUAGGAGAAGCAUUGAAAAAAAGAAAACUGCGCUAUGGAUUGUAUCACUCGUUACUGGAGUGGUUUCACCCUCUUUAUUUGAUUGACAAAAAGAAUAACUUUAAAACUCAGUACUUUGUAUUUUCGAAGACCAUGCCUGAACUGUAUGAUUUGGUGACUAGGUAUGAACCAGAUCUGAUUUGGUCAGAUGGAGAUUGGGAAGCACCAGAUACAUAUUGGAACUCCACACAAUUCCUGGCUUGGCUUUACAAUGAGAGUCCUAUCAAGGACAAAGUGGUGGUGAAUGAUCGUUGGUGUAGCAACUGUUCUUGCCAUCAUGGUGGAUAUUACAACUGUGAAGAUAAGUAUACACCCAGCACCCUUCCGAGCCACAAGUGGGAGAAAUGCACAUCUGUUGAUACGUAUUCCUGGGGUUACAGGCGCAACAUGCAAGUCGGCCAGAUAAUGGAUGAAUUUACCAUCAUUUCAGAGCUGGUCCAGACUGUUAGCUAUGGAGGAAAUUAUCUUCUGAAUGUGGGCCCAAGUAAGGAUGGCCUGAUUGUGCCCAUUUUUCAGGAGAGACUGCGGGCUGUUGGGAAAUGGCUGAGCAUUAAUGGAGAGGCAAUUUAUGCCUCUAAAGCAUGGCGGGUACAAAUGGAGAACUCUACUGUCAAAGUCUGGUACACUACCAGAGCUUCCAGUGUUUACAGCAUCUUUAUGAGGUGGCCUGAAGACAAUACGCUCAAGUUGCUUUCUCCCAUAUCCUGUUCCGCUACAAAUGUAACAUUGUUGGGACUUUCUGGGAAUUUAGACUGGAAACCAAUCUCGGGUCAAGGACUGAUAGUUUCACUGCCUGCCAUUCCUCCUGGAUUUUUCCCUGUAGAAUCUGGUUGGACUUUAAAAUUGGACAGUGUAAAAUAGGCUGCUGCAAAAAUAAAGGAACACAACCUUUAGAGCAUACCCCUGGGUAUGCCCAAACAUUAGGGUGGGACAGACUUACAAUGGGUUUGUGUUGGCUUUGGUUCGUUAUUUGAUCAGGGAAACUUUUUUUUAGAUUUUUGUUUUAUCUUUUUGGUUCAUAUUGCUUGAGUGCAGACAAUCUGAUAAACCUGUGUUUUGAACAGUGUCUGCUAUAUGGUAUAGUUACUUGGACCAAGAUAAGUGUGCAUCAUAACAUGCCAACUGUGAAUGGCAUAACAUGGGGUGUCAUUUGUGUGCUGCCUCUUUCCUCCUUUCAUGGUACUCUGAUCAAAGUUUAGGGAUCGUGACCUAUGUUCUCUUGUACAUCUGUGAAAAGGAUGUGCCCUAUAUAGAGAUUCUUGUGCUAAUGAAAAUUGUGAUUGGGCAGUGUUUGUCAGCCCUUAUAUGCUGGACACAAUGAUAUGCCUAUGGUUUAUUGCACUAUACUUAACUGUCAUUUUUUAUUACUUUUGAAAGCGCUUCUAAUAUUGUAAUUUUAAACAUGUUCUACCAAAAUCCUAUAGCUUCUGAUUUUUAUGGAAUGGCUGGAGAUUUUGUUCUUUAUUUCAUGUAGUGUUCCUGUGUGUGUUUUUUGGUCUUUUUUGACAUAAAAUGAUGAAUUUGAA